AUGAGCUCAAAAGAUUCAUCCCUCGAUCCCUCAAAAGGGCCGCGAGGUAAUCCGAAGCACAAGAGCGUCUCGAAGAAAGGCCAGCCAGGUGCUAAGAAGAACACAAGAAACCAGUCACGUACACGCAAUGCCGAUAAUAUUGCUUCUCAGCUACAGGAGCCAUGGCAUGCAUGGCCUGAACUCACAGUUCAAUUGGAGGGAUUGCCUACUUCAGUCACGACCGCAAAUCUUUGGGAUUGGUUUUCCCGUGAAGGGGAAAUUGCAUACAUGGAUAUCUACGAGACGUCUAGAAGUCCUGGAUCUAUUAAUGCCAAGAUCAGAUUUGAGCCACCACCGAAACGAGACUUUUGGUCCACAGGAACCUAUCGUAUUCGUCACCCACGACCUCUCGACAUCACGAUCAGCCUGGCAAAGCACAUACCUCAACAGACGAUUCGAAGUCCCGUAUGCUAUGACCGCUACCACCCUAUCAAGACGACUCUCCAUCCCGUGUCCUUUGACUUUGGGAGCAUGUUGGGACACAAAUCUAUGAAGAUCAUGUAUCCGAUAGUUGGAACGAUUCGCGAACGGAAGCUCAAGAUUGAACUAAAUCUCAAAUUCCAGAGGCUGACGGCCUUCUUCCCCACUGAGAUUGUAACACGAGGAGGAAGGAUGGUCCGGCAGUAUAAGGUUGUAAUCGACUUCUCCAACAUGAAAAGUAUUUAUCAAACAACAACUGCAGACAAUCACUGUGCUCUUGUGAUUCCACUCGAGACACCACCCCGGUACUAUUGGAAGUCACCCAACAUCCGGUCUACCUUCUCCGAUGAAGUCAAAAACUGGAAUUUCACGGAGAGCUGGAAUCGUGCUACAGACGUUAUUGAGGAUGUUGGCCUUCCCAUGAAAAUUCCCAUCACUCUACACGCUGACCACAAAGACUGCAACUUCGUUGAUAUCGGCCGCUGGACCACUCUUCGAUUUGUUCUUAAUGCUAGCACUGAAGAAGCCAGAGCAGCUAAUGAUCAGAUCGUCAGUGCCCUGGAUGACUUCAACAUCACCACCCAAGUUCAUGAUGGCUUCCAAUUCACCCAUGGAGUACAGCCAGAGAUGUGGAAACAUCUCGAACGUCAGCUCCCCGUCGAGGGCCAAAAAGCGUCACAAAUGCUUCACUACUCUCCAGACUUGGUUGUUCACCUCGAUUUUGAGGUCCGGUAUCAGCUCGAAGUCUGUAUCUCUCGCGGAUAUCUCAAUGAGCACACAAUUACCAAGGAAUUCCUAGACACCAUUGCCAGCAUGAAACCAAUCAAAGCGAAGCUUCACCUCGAGUUCGUGGUCGACAAGGCACGCCGAUUAGUGAACCCCAUGAAACUCUUUGAAGAAUAUCGAGAGGAAGGGUCUGUUGCAAUGCCGAGAAUUCCUCCUUAUUGUGGCCUUGUGCGAAAGGCGGUCAUUACACCAACAACUAUCCGUUACACCACACCCAACAUAGAGAUGUCCAAUCGAGUAAUGCGCAAAUACAAGCAUAUCGAGGAUCGCUUCCUUAGGAUCCAAUUUACCGAGGAACUUGAGAAGGGUAGAAUUGCAGUGAACAAGGACCAGAAUGACGAGAUCUACAAGAGGGUGCUGCGUACCAUGUACAAAGGCAUCCGUAUCGGCGAUCGUGUUUAUGAAUUCCUCGCAUUCGGCAACUCGCAACUCAGAGUGAACGGCGCAUAUUUCUUCUGCCCUACGGAACACACCUCAUGCGACGAUAUCCGCAGAUGGAUGGGCCAGUUCAGUCACAUAAAAGUUGUGGCAAAGUAUGCCGCUCGGCUUGGUCAGUGUUUUUCUACUACUAGAGAGCUUCGUGGUAUUUCCUCUCCAGAAACACGACAGAUUCCCGAUAUUGAGAGAAACGGCUACUGCUUCACCGACGGGGUUGGCAAAAUUUCCUCAUUCCUAGCCCAGCUAAUCGUGGAAGACAUGACUCUCGAUGUUUUUGCUAAGCCUUCUGCCUUCCAAUUUCGCAUGGGUGGUUGCAAAGGGGUACUUGCUGUUUGGCCGAACGAUGCCAAAAGUAUGGAAGUCCACGUCCGUGAAUCUCAGAAGAAGUUCGAGUCUAACUCCAAGGGCCUGGAGAUUAUUCGCUGCGCCUCGCUAGCGACAGCAACUCUGAAUAGACAAACCAUCACCAUUCUGGAAAGCCUCGGUGUACCUACCAGAUCGUUCACCGACUUGCUUGACCAACAAUUGAAGUCAUAUGAGCUGGCCAUGCAAGACAAUGAUGUUGCGAUUGACAUGUUGACCAAGUUUACCGACGAGCAAAAGACUCACGUUCACCUUGCCAAUCUUGUCAGGGCUGAUUUCAGAACCAAAGAUCUACAGGAGCCAUUUGUUGUGAACGUUCUCAAGCUUUGGCGGGCAUGGUCGCUCAAGAUGCUCAAGGAGAAAGCAAGGAUCCAGGUGCCGAGAAGUGCCUUUGUCCUUGGCUGUGUGGAUGAGACCAGCACCCUCCGCGGACAUUCCUCUGAAACAGAAGGGUCUGGGGAGAAAGACACCAGCAAGCUGCCACAGAUCUUCCUACAGCUGAGUGACUCGGCGCACUACAGUAAGACUCAUAUCAUCGUCGGAGUGUGCAUCGUAGGGCGCAAUCCGUCACUGCACCCGGGCGACAUUCGCGUUGUUGAAGCAGUGGAUUGCCCUGCUCUUCACGGACUAAAAGAUGUCGUCGUGUUCCCAGCGACCGGAGAUCGACCAGUGCCAAAUAUGCUCUCCGGCGGUGAUCUUGAUGGCGAUGACUUCUUCAUUAUCUGGGAGCCGAGCUUGCUCCCGGGGAUUUGGAAUUAUCCACCGAUGAACUACUCAGCCCCCAGACCCAUUGAGCUAGAGCGUGAUGUCGAUGUGAAUGAUCUCAGAAACUUCUUUGUCAAAUAUUUGAAGAACGAUACACUCCCACUCAUCGCAACAUCGCACUUGGCCUCGUCUGACGAAUUUGGUCCGAUGUCACCAAAAUGUCUCGAACUUGCCGAACUGCACUCCAAAGCAGUCGACUAUCCCAAGACUGGCGACCCGGCCAUACUUAGGCGUGAUCAGCAACCUCGGAGAUGGCCUCAUUUCAUGGAGAAGAAAAAUUCAUACCAUUCAAGAAAAGUUCUAGGAGUUAUCUUUGAUAAAGUGGUCCACAAAGCUGUUGAGUUCACUCCUAUCUGGGAUAGUCCGUUCGAUCAGAGGAUUACCAAGAAGUUCGAGCUCGACAACGAGACGCUCAGAGCUGCAAGAAAGAUCAAGACACAGUACGAUACAUCCAUGCGCCGGCUGCUUAGCCAACACGCCCUCAAGACUGAGUUCGAGCUUUGGACCGGCUUUGCCAUGUCUAAACCUGCUGUUGGAUCCGACUACAAGGUUCAAGAAGAUCUUCGUAACGAAUAUUCCUCGCUCCGAGAGAAGUUCAUUACCACCUGCAUCGAAGCCGCGGGCGGGAAACAACCCGAGAAGCUUGAGAGAUUUGUCGCAGCCAUGUACACCGUUACCGAGGAGGAAACAAAGAUUGCACUAUUCGAACACCAUCGGGGCCCGAUCAACGACGCUGGCACCAUUUUGCAACCUCGCAAGCUGGAGCCAAAGUCAAUGCCGCUCAUCAGCUUCCCCUGGAUAUUCCACCCGGAGCUGUGUCGCAUUGCAACCGAUGGCUUUGUCAGCCCGAAGCCAUCAACCAGCGGGGGAGCUAACAAAGUAGGAACUCAACAAUCCACCUCAUGUCCUGAGGUAGCACCAGACGAGAGUUCAACACCUGCGAUAGAAGUGGCUGUUGAAGGGUCUGCUCUGGCACCUGAGAUCCACUCCCGCCUCCCUGACGGCACAGUCAUUCACCGAGGAGAACCAUUGUCAAUUUUCCACCCCGAAGACGAUGGAGAAAUGGACGAAGAUGCCCAAGAUGCAUCGGACUCGCACCAGGCUGAUGAAGAGGAAGAAGAUGAUGCCAUGGGCCGUUUAUCUAGUUUGAUCGGGCAUCUCGAUGUGGAAUAA
This is a messenger RNA of Fusarium sp. VM40, 3984 nucleotides long. Lineage: Eukaryota; Fungi; Ascomycota; Sordariomycetes; Hypocreales; Nectriaceae. The record is from the annotation of a GenBank genome assembly.